Molecule: messenger RNA, 5649 nt
Organism: Engraulis encrasicolus (European anchovy)
Lineage: Eukaryota; Metazoa; Chordata; Actinopteri; Clupeiformes; Engraulidae
Product: trichohyalin-like
Exons: 33
Coding region: 1-5400 (1799 amino acids)
Biological process (GO): spermatogenesis
Source: RefSeq, a predicted model, not a curated record
AUGGCUUCAGUGAUGGUUUCAGGGCUGAAACUGCACUCUCAGCCUUUGUCCGGAAUCUCCCCGGCUCCCACAAAAGACCUUGAGGAAGAGGAGAACAAUGUGGAGGCUGAGCGCGAGGAGCUACCGCAGCUUCUGAAGGCAGAGAGAGGGAUUAUCCGCAAUCUCCAAGAGGAAAUUAAGACGCUCUCGGACACGACCACGCCGCAGAGGAAUGAGACCCCGAAAAGCAAAGAGCUCGUGCUGCACAGGCAGAGAGAGAGAGAACAGGCGCUUCGAGGGAACAGACACAUUUUAGCUUUGAAGAUGAAGCUGACAGAGAGGGUCAAAGAGUGUAGGAGACAUGACAGGAGGGAGGAGAGAAAGGGGGAUGAGGAAGAGGAGGUGGAGGUGGAGAAGGAAGAGAAGAAUGUAGAGGAGGAUCAGGAGGAGGAGAAGAAGGUGGCCCGGCUGUCAGCUGAGCUCCAGCGACUCCAGGCCGUGCAGGAGACCAGCAGAAGGCAUCAUGUACCUGCCACACGCCAGGCCAGAAGCCAGCUAGUAUGGGAGAGAGCAGUACUACCACAGCAGCAGCAGCAGGAGGAGGAGGACCGCCAGGGAAAGCAGGAGAGAGAGGAGGAGAGCAGGAGGAGGAGGAGAGGAGGAGGAGGAGUGAAGGAGGACCACCAGGGAAAGGAGGAUAGAGAGGAGGAGAGCAGGAGGAGCCAGCUGCCCAGCGCAAAGGAGCACUGUAACACAGAACACACACAAGAGGUGGUGAGGCUGGAGCGCGUGGUGCAUUCCCAGGCGGAGGCCCUGUCCAGGCUGCAGGAGAGGCACCGUGAGGGUGUGGAGGAGAGGGCCCGUCUGCAGGCCCGCCUGCAGGCCCAGGCCCUCAGCACACAGAGCCAGCAGGACAUCUUCAGCACCGAGAUCAGGAGCACUGAGGACGUUCUGCAGAAGUUCCAGCUGCAGCUUCAUGACAGAGAGGAGGCCAUCCAUCUCGCUUCACUCAAGGUGCAGACCCUGGAGCAGGAGGUGGCUCUGGCUGAGGACCGGUACAGGACCGCCAUGCAGCAGCUGCAGGAGCAGAGUGACCUGGUGGGGGAGCUAAGGGGAGAGCUGGAGAAGACAGCCACAGCCCAGGAGGAGGCGUCUCGGGAGGCGAGGCGGCGCGAGGAUCUCCUGACGCAGCUGCAGCUGGAGGUGACGGGCGUCCGCUCGGCUCAGGAGCACUGCAGGAGAGCCCUGGGCGUCAAGGAGCAGCUGCACGGCCAGCUCUCCCAGGAGAACCGCCUCCUCAGGGCCAACCUAGACGCCCUCCAGAAGCAGUUGCAGGCCAGCGUGGAGAAAGUUAAUAGCCUGGGUUUAGAAGCUGGCACACUGAAGUCCAAAUUACAGGAAAAGACCCAGCAAUCUCAACAGCUGCAAGAUCAAAUUCUCCAACAGCGGGAGGCACUAAGUAGGGCAGGCCAAACUUUAAAAGACACAAGGAAAGCAGCUGGCAAUAAGAAAGAUCUGCAGGAAUUAAAGAAGCAGCUUUCGGAUUCCAAAAAAGAGCAUGAGGUGACAGUGCAGCGCCUGUGUGAGGACUCCAGUGAACUGGUGUCCCAGGUGCAGCAGCGCUCGGAGGAGCUGAACAGCCUGAGUGCCGACCGCACACGGCUGGAGCUGGAGCUGGCCAUGGUCACAGAGAAACACCGCACCGCACAGCAGGAGGUGAGUGCCCGAGAUCAAGUGCUUCUGAACAUGAAGACAGAAUUAAGAGCUGCCGAGGAGCGACACCAGGGAACACAAGAAGAGCUGGUAGCUCUGGACCAGGAGGUGAGAGGCCUUAAUGAGAUGGUGGGCCGGCAGAGAGAGCAGCUCACAGAGGCGGAGCAGAGCUGUCGCCACGCCCUCCUGCGCUUACAGCAGGAGCAGCAAGACAAGCAGAGAACACACACUCUGCUACACAACACACAAGUACAGUUGAAGAGCCAGACUGAUUGUGUGUGCGCGCUGCGCUCUGAGCUGGAGCUCCUGAAGCAGACCCAUGGCGUGGACGAGGAUCGCUGGAGCCAGAGGUGCUCCCUUCUCCAGGCCCAGCUGGAGGAGACGCGUGGCCAGCUGGAGGAGGCCCGAGCCCAGGCCGCGCAGCACCACCGCACCCUUAAGAAGCUCCAGGGCCGCGCUUCCCACGCCCAGACACAGCUCCAGCAGGCCCUCGACAAGGUGAAGGACCAUCAGGAGAAAGAAAGCGCCCUAGAGGCCCAACUCUCCUCUAUGAGGCUGCAGUGUGAGGUCCUACAGCAGAAGGUGGAGGUCGCUAAUGCCACCAGCGAGAACCAGGAGGCCAUGGCGGCCAUCUUGAAACAGAAGUACACGGUGGCCAUGGAGAAGGUCCAGCAGCUCCAGGAUCAACUGCAGACCUCAGAGGAGGAAACGUCUUACUCCAGGACGCAGGUCCUUGAAGCGCAGGCAGUCAUCAGCGGCCUGAGAGAGGAGCUGAGGAGUGCUGAGGAGCGCGGCGAGGAUCGGCGGCGUCAGGCCGAGAGCUCGGAGGAGGCCCUGGACCAGCUGAUGGACGAGCUGCAGUCCGCCCUGACCGCCCUGGCCACCAGCAGGGAACGCCUCUCCAGCGCAGAACGCACCGUCGAGAAGCUCCACGCGGACCUGGACCACAGACAGGCACAGAUUGCUGACUAUGAGAAAAGAUGCCUACAGCUGCAGUCUGACCUCACCGCCUACCGGCUCAGUCACAGCCACCCCAAUGACGACUACGAAGCCCAGGGCAGGCAACGUGAUCUCUACCAGAAGGAAGUGACCCUGCUGCGGACCCAGUACGAGGAGCACGCCCAGAGGAUGGUGCAGAACGACAGCCUCCUGGUGCAGCUGCACGAGGAGGCUGCGGGCCUCAGAGCGGAGCUGCGCCACAAGACCCAGGAGGGGCAGGAGCAGGAGCGGGCGGCGCGAUCCCUGCAGCUGGCGCUGGCCGCCCUUCAGACGGAGCACAGGAACGCCCUCAGCAAGCACCAGCAGGAGAGCGGACAGCUGCAACAGCAGCUCUCUCUGGCCCACGGCACCAGUGGACACAGGGACCAGGCCAUCCAGCAGAGGGAUGACCUGCUGCGCCGGGCGGGCUCGGAGCUGGAGGAGGCGCAGGAGGCGGUGCGGGCGCUAUCCCAGGAGGCCGAGGGGCUGCGUGCGGCACUGCGGAGCGCCAGACAGGAGAGCAGCAGACAGGAGCUGGAGAAACAGGCGCUCAGCACACACGUCACUCGCCUUAACCAGCAGCUUACCACCGCACAGGGACUAUUCAAGAGCAUGGCCCAGGCAUUGGCGGGUCAGGAGGAGCGUGUGUGUGUGCUGGAGUCUGGUCUGCGCAGUGCGGAGGAGCGACUGAGUGAGCGUGUGGCCCACAGCGUACGCCUGGAGACCAGCGGGCACAAGAGCCACAGCCAGCUCACACACAUGCAGGAGAUGGUGUUGCGUCUGCAGGAGGAGGCGGUGGUGGCUCAGCAGUCUCUUCAGCAGGCUCUCGAGGAGGCCAUGCAGCAGCAGACACACACACACACACUCAGCAUGGAGAGGGAGCACGCCAACCAACACAUACACACACUCAAGCUGCAGCUGCAGCAGCAGGCAGCGGAGGUGUGUGCCCUGAGGCAGCAGCUGGAGCACGAGCAGGAGCAGGAGCAGGAGCAGGAGCAAGGCCAGGGUCAGGAGCAGGAGCAGGAGCGGCUAACCCAGCUAACCCAGCAGCAGCAGCACCUGGAGGGGGAGGUGGCCCAGCUCAAAGCCUCCAACACACACCUCGGCGCCCAGGUCAAGAGGCUCCGGCUGCAGAGAGACAACCACGCCAACGCGGUGAAGCAGCAUGAGGAGCGUGUGUGUGAGUUGUCUCUGCAGCUGCAGCAGUGCCAGUGUGUGUGUGAGGAGCGCGGCCGGGAGCUGCAGACCCAGCAGGAGCGGCUGGAGGCCCAGAGAGCCGAGGCGGACGCCCUGCACCAGGAGGUGGCCAGCAAGCAGCAGGAGACCGACGCUCUGAAGAGCAAGCAGGAAGCUCUGGAGAAGGAACUAGAGGCUGCCACCUCUGAGCUCCAGAGGGUGUCUGAGGCCCUGCAGGAGUCCCAGGUUGAGAACUCUCACCUCAGCCAAGAGAGCCAACUGGUGCUCACCAACUUCAGCCAGUGGAUCGAAGAGCAAAAGAGGGCCAAUCAGAAGCUUACAGAGAGGCUGAAGGAGCAGAACCUGCGACUUACCGUGCUGACCGCUGAGAGAGAUGAUCUGCAGACGAGUGUGUCGGCGCAGGAGGAGAAGCUGAGGGGACUGCGGGAGGUGUGUGAUGAGCAGAAGAGGCAACUGCAGCACUUAAAGGCCAUCUCCACUCACUCUGACAAUCAGCAGGCCCUUCUCCAUCAACUGCAAGGUCAGCUGGAGGUGGAAGAGGCCGAGAAGGAGACCUUGGUGGCCCACAACCUCAACACGCUCAGCGACAUGCAGGACCAGCUCAAGUCCAACAUGGACAGCAUUCUCCACCUCAACCAACAGCUGUGCAGCCUGAGUACGGAGCGGGCCGAGCAGCACACCCAGCUGGUGCGGGAGCGCGCGCGCUGCAAACAGCUGGAGCUGCAGCUGCUGAAGGGAACUGGCGCCAACACCGGUACCAGAACCGAUACCACCACUGACCAGCAGCAACAACAGCCUUUUUCAGCCAACCACAUCCAGCAGAUAGAGCAGCUGGAAACACAACCCCAGCAGCAGCAGCAGCAGCAGCAGCAGCAGCCUUCCCCAGCCAGCCCCACUCCACAAGACCUACAGCAGCACCACCAGCAGCAUAUACUCCACCCUCAUCAUCACCACCAGCCUCCUCUGGCCAGCCUUGACCAGCAACACCAGCAGCAGCUACCACUACAUCCCCACCACCACCACCACAACAAACCACAGUCUUUCUCAGCUAGCUCCAACCAGCAGCAGCAGCAGCAGUCGCAGUCUCCUCCCCCAGCCAGCCCCACUCGUCCACACCUCCAUCGUUGGCUGUCUCUCGGCUCCCUCGUCCAGCAACCGCAGCCUUCCUCCACCUUCUCCACCUCCUCCUCCUCCAUUGCUGAGCGAGCACGUCUGUCUUCCAUCACUCCCCUGAUUCUCAACCGCCUCCCUCCUGCUGCUGUUGCUGCUGCCGCUGCUGCUGGCCGGGAGCAGGACCCAGGGCCAGGGCAGAGGGACCCAGGAGGGGCAGGAGCUCCGAGGGCAGUGCUGCUCCGCCGCUCCCGCUCCGCCCAGAGGCUGGAGGAUCCCUGGGUUCUGCUGACGGCGAACAGCAAGCCGCGUUCCAGGCCGACCCACAGCCGACGCUCCGCCACAGCUCCAGCUUCGGCUCCAGAGACCAGACCCAGAGCUCCGGCUCGGACGAGCAGCGCCGCAACCCUGCUGCACAUCUGAGCGCUUCCCAGGGGGCGGCGGCUCCGGUUGUCUCGGCAGAGGUCAUGACCUUGACCGCUCCGUGACCUUUUCUCCACCCACCCUCUCCUCCCUCGCUCCCUCCCUCACCUUGCACUCCCACCUAGGGGUCACGGAAGUCGGUCGACCCGAUAAGAUCCGGCCACCUCCACGUCCACAUCCACCGCGGCCUCUGCUCUGACCUCUAGCCUCACCUGUGGGCUCGAGAGGAGUAGAGGAGAUGGGAGAGGG